Molecule: messenger RNA, 852 nt
Organism: Pipistrellus kuhlii (Kuhl's pipistrelle)
Lineage: Eukaryota; Metazoa; Chordata; Mammalia; Chiroptera; Vespertilionidae
Gene: MRPL11
Product: mitochondrial ribosomal protein L11
Exons: 5
Coding region: 102-680 (192 amino acids)
Biological process (GO): translation
Cellular component (GO): mitochondrial large ribosomal subunit; ribosome
Molecular function (GO): structural constituent of ribosome; large ribosomal subunit rRNA binding
Source: RefSeq, a predicted model, not a curated record
AGAGGACCCGUGACCUCUGACACAAGAUGGCGGCGCCCAGGGCGGUCCGUCUCGCUGCCGUCGACCCGAGGUGAACGAACCGAGGCAGUGAACCCCGCGUCAUGUCGAAGCUAAUCCGGGCCACUCGGGCGGCCAAGAAGCCCGAGGUCGGCGGCGUGAUCCGGACCAUCGUGCGAGCGGGCCAGGCCAUGCCGGGGCCCCCGCUGGGCCCGGUGCUGGGUCAGCGAGGCGUUUCCAUCAACCAGUUCUGCAAGGAGUUCAACGAGAAGACGAAGGACAUCAAAGAAGGCGUCCCUCUGCCCACCAAGAUCUUUGUGAAGCCUGACAGGACGUUUGAAAUCAAGAUAGGACAACCCACUGCGACCUACUUCCUGAAGGCAGCUGCCGGGAUCGAAAAGGGGGCCCGGCAGACAGGGAAGGAGGUGGCAGGCCUGCUGUCCUUGAAGCACGUGUACGAGAUCGCUUGUGUUAAAGCCCAGGACGACGCCUUCACCCUGCGGGACAUGCCGCUGGCCGCCGUCGUCUGCUCCCUCAUCGGCUCGGCCCGCUCCCUGGGCAUUCGCGUGGUGAAGGACCUCAGUGCGGAAGAGCUGGCCGCCUUCCAGAAGGAGCGAGCCGCAUUCCUGGCGGCUCAGAAAGAGGCCGAUUUGGCAGCUCAGGCCGAAGCUGCCAAGAAGUGACCCCUGGCCUGCACACUCCAGAAACGUGAAGAGAGCCGCUGGAAAGGCUGUGCCGAAGGGGAGAGGGGAGAUGACACCAACCUGAUCGUUAUGGCCCCGACUUUCGAUUAUGUAUUUUUACACCUGUGGGUGUAUCAGGGGAUUCAGCCUAAAUAAACGUCGUUGUCACCCA